Molecule: messenger RNA, 1320 nt
Organism: Sporothrix schenckii 1099-18
Lineage: Eukaryota; Fungi; Ascomycota; Sordariomycetes; Ophiostomatales; Ophiostomataceae
Product: salicylate hydroxylase
Exons: 3
Coding region: 1-1320 (439 amino acids)
Biological process (GO): secondary metabolite biosynthetic process
Molecular function (GO): FAD binding
Source: RefSeq, a predicted model, not a curated record
AUGGCACCUCAAAUCAGGGUGGCCGUCAUUGGUGGUGGCCCGGCCGGCCUCGGCGUCGCCAUUGAGCUCGGCCGGCUUCCGUUCGUCGACUGGCACCUGUACGAGAAGAAGAACGUCAUCAGCGAAUACAGCAGCGGCCUCACCAUUCAGCGGAACACAUGGCGCAUGCUGGAGCACCUCGGCGCCGCAAAGCACCUGCGCACGUCAGACAUCUUCCGGCCGGCCAACGGGCACAUCACGCAACACCGCGAUGGCCGCACCGGCGACCUCGUGCUCGCGGCCGAGACGAAGGGGACAACGACGACAGCACCGCACCACCAGCCCUGCCGGGCCCAUCGUGCCCUUUUGCAACAGGCGCUGCUGAAGGAAGUGGACCAGAGCCGCGUGCGCGUCGGCCACAAGCUUGUCCGCAUCGAGGAGCUUCCCUCGCACCGAAUUUUGCUGUCCUUUGACAACGGCUGGACCGACGAGGUGGACCUGCUCAUCGGAGCGGACGGUCUGCGAUCUCCCGUCCGUGAUUUUGCCUUUCCGGACCACCGCAUAGCCUACACGGGCGCCACGGCCUAUCGCUCGCUGGUCCGCACGUCCGAUGCCCUGGACGUCAAUGGCAUGCUGCCCGAGGUGAUCUUCUGGCACGGCACCAACAGCAAGUGGGUGUACACAUGUCCACUUGGCGGCGAUACCUUUGAAAUCACCUGCCGCAUCAUUGAGGGAAAGGACCCGGAAGGCGAUGACCAACGCUAUCGCGCCAGCUGGGGCCGCGAAGCAUCCGUGGCCGAGUUCGUCGCCAAGUACGCCGAGUUCUGUGCCCCAGUCCAGCAGCUCCUGCAGCUCGUCACGAACGUGCAGCAGUACGACUUUUUUGCCGGCCCGCGCCUCGAGACCGUCGUGGCCCGGAGCAGCGUGGCCCUUGUGGGCGACGCGUCCCACCCGUUGUCGGGUGCAUUUGGCGCGGGAGCCGGGUUUGCUCUCGAGGAUGCGUUCACGCUCGCCGGCGCCUUGGCGUGGGCGUUUGGUGCAGGCGGCCCGUCAGGCCGGGACACGCGCGCCAAGCUGGGCGUGGCGUUGUCUCUGUACGACCAGGUGCGGUCCGCCCACUACGCCGACCUCUACCGCAUUCUUGACGGCUACGGGAAGGCCGAACAGAUUGUGGCCGCGCAAAACUUACCGCCAAAUGGCGAGAUCCGGGCACGCAUUGACUCUGUCUGGAACCCAAAGAACAACUGGAUCUACCACUACGAGGUUGACUCUGCUCUGGCAAAGGCCAUCCGCGACGCUGGCGAUGCCCAAGGACGGGGCAGGUUCGAGGCGAGGCUGUGA